This is a messenger RNA of Racocetra persica, 175 nucleotides long. Lineage: Eukaryota; Fungi; Glomeromycota; Glomeromycetes; Diversisporales; Gigasporaceae. The record is from the annotation of a GenBank genome assembly.
AUGGAGCAAGUAGAAAUCAUUAACCAGAAAGGGGAAAUAGUAAGCAAGCAGACAGUCAAUACAAAAAUAUGGCAAAUUCCGCUUUCUCGUCGAAAUAUUUCUCUGGCUAAUCGUUAUUAUUCAUUCAAUAAGCAUCAAAAUACGCAUAAAACUAAAACUAAGGGGGAAGUAGAAG